GUGACUGUGACUGAAGGUGAAGUGAGUUGUCAAAAAGUUGGCAAUGGCUGGCAUUUAUUUCCAUCUGUUUUAUUUGGGAAGCUAAAAUCUAUUUUCAUAACAUACGCAUCAACAAUAGAACAUAAUCGUCACAUUGCUGCCAGGCAAGAAUUGUAUCAUUUGUGAUGUGAUGACAUAAUGGUGUAACUGUUGUUAUUUCUCACCAUAUUGUAUCUAUUUUCACUGAAUAUGGACACCGCUAUGGAGUCUCCAGAGCAGGGGAGUCCCCAGGUGGAGGAGAAAGCGUUUGUGGAGACCGAGACAGAUUACUCCAGCAUCAGAGGAAAGAUGGUGCUGGUGAGCCCCUCGGCGGACCAGUUUGAGCUGCUGCAGAAGCAGCUGAUGGAGCGCCUGGAGCAUGGCAACGGAGAGAUCAUCUAUGACGUGGGAGUAGGGGAAGACGGGCGCGGUCUCUCCGAAAGCGAGCUGUCAGCAGCCGCCGCCACCCUCUGCUCCAUUGCGGCGGCGGCGCGCGUGUCGUGCGUGGAGCUGCGCCGCUGGGGCGCGCCCGCCGCGCGCUGCGCGCAGUUCCUGCUGCGGCAGCCGAUCAGACACACCGACUUUAUGGAGAUACGGGUAGCAGUGGUAGGCAACGUGGACGCGGGCAAGUCGACACUACUAGGAGUCCUGACUCACGGGGAGCUGGACAACGGGCGCGGCUACGCGCGGCAGCGGCUGUUCCGACACAAGCACGAGAUGGAGAGCGGCCGGACCAGCUCCGUCGGGAACGAUAUACUGGGGUUCGAUGAUACUGGAAACGUAGUGAACAAGCCGGACCACGGCACGCUGGACUGGGUGAAGAUCUGCGAGCGCUCGUCCAAGGUGAUCACGUUCAUCGACCUGGCUGGGCACGAGCGGUACCUCAAGACCACCGUGUUCGGCAUGACGGGGCACGCGCCCGACUUCGGCAUGCUUAUGAUCGGCGCGAACGCGGGCAUCGUGGGCAUGACGAAGGAGCACCUGGGGCUGGCGCUGGCGCUGUCCGUGCCCGUGUUCGUCGUCGUCACCAAGAUCGACAUGUGCCCGCCCAACGUGCUGCAGGACAACCUGAAACUACUAAUCCGGAUCCUGAAGUCGUCCGGGUGCCGCAAGGUGCCUGUCAUGGUGAAGACGAAAGAUGACGUCAUCGUCAGCGCCACCAACUUCGUGUCUCAGAGACUAUGUCCAAUCUUCCAAGUGUCGAACGUCUCCGGCGAGAACCUGGAGCUGCUGACCAUGUUCCUGAACCUGCUGAAGACUCGCAUGCCGGCGCUACACGACCAGCCCGCCGAGUUCCAGAUAGACGACACCUACUCCGUGCCGGGUGUAGGCACAGUGGUCUCCGGCACAACCCUGCAAGGAGUCAUCAAGCUAAACGACACGCUGCUGCUGGGCCCGGACCCGCUGGGCCACUUCACGCCCAUAACCGUGAAGAGCAUCCACCGCAAGCGCAUGACCGUGCCCGAGGUGCGGGGCGGGCAGACGGCGAGCUUCGCGUUGAAGAAGAUAAAGCGGUCACAAAUCCGCAAGGGCAUGGUGAUGGUGUCGCCGCAGCUGAGCCCGCAGGCGUGCUGGCAGUUCGAGGGCGAGAUCCUCGUGCUGCACCACCCCACCACCAUCUCCUCGCGAUACCAGGCCAUGGUGCACUGCGGCAGCAUCCGGCAGACGGCGUCGAUCCUGUCCAUGUCGCGCGACUGCCUGCGCACGGGCGACAAGGCGCUCGUGCGCUUCCGCUUCAUCAAGCACCCCGAGUACCUCAAGCGGGGGCAGAGGAUGGUAUUCCGCGAGGGCCGCACCAAGGCGGUGGGCAACGUGCUGCGCGUGAUCCCCGCGGCCGGCGCGCCGCCGCCGCGCAAGCCGCACGCCAAGAGACAGGAGCAGCCCACUGACCUGCCGCUGGAAAGUGACGUGACAACAGCAGACUCCCCGUUCGAGAUGCAAGGAGACAAGCGCACGGAGGGGCACUCGCACCGCGGCCGCCGCUCCCGGGGCAAGCGGGACAAGCCCCCCGAGCAACCGCCGCUAGCAGCAGCCAAUUAGCACACGCCGCACACAAGCACCGCCCCAUUGGAUGAAGCUACACCGGACGUGCCCUCUUAGUGGAUGAUCUUAACCGGACGUGGCUUCUCAUUGGUCAACGUAGUAUAACGUUCAUUUCCAAAUAGCACUCUAUUCCCGCUCUGUAGUUUCAUCAAAUGAGGAUCGUUUAAAAGUACAUAUAACUGGUAUAUUUUCAGGAUCUUUUAAAUCUUAGUUUUGAUUCCUAAAGUGCUCAUUGUUACAUGUAACAGAAUGAUCUCUAACGAAAUCGAAACUUAGGAAUGAACGACUCAUUCCGAAAAUAAUGAACAUUGAACAGUACAAGGUACUUAGUACUUAGGUUGAUCUUAACCUUUCUUACACGGAGUAGCAUAAAUUAUUACUAUAAAUAAAUAGCUUUUGAUUCUAAUAAAAGAAGUUACAUAUUUUUGACAUAAUAUUACAAGAGGCAUCCUCUUUUUGACAUAGGUACUAGUUCUUCACUCUCGAAAUUUUAGAUGGCUUGAGAGCUUUGAUAAAAUAAGUACAUUAUUUCCACACUAGUAAAAAUGCGCAUAUUCGUAUGAACAUAUUUUUUCAUAUUAUUUUGUUAUAAAUAUUCAUUUAUGAGGUUUACAAAUUGGUUAUUUUUAUUUCAUAACAAAUACAGUUUUAUAAAACAGA
Molecule: messenger RNA, 2721 nt
Organism: Plutella xylostella (diamondback moth)
Lineage: Eukaryota; Metazoa; Arthropoda; Insecta; Lepidoptera; Plutellidae
Gene: GTPBP1
Product: GTP-binding protein 1
Biological process (GO): translational elongation
Molecular function (GO): GTP binding; translation elongation factor activity; GTPase activity
Source: RefSeq, a predicted model, not a curated record